Messenger RNA from Ochotona curzoniae (black-lipped pika), 1929 nucleotides. It is a transcript of the gene THUMPD1, whose product is annotated as THUMP domain containing 1. Lineage: Eukaryota; Metazoa; Chordata; Mammalia; Lagomorpha; Ochotonidae. The record is from RefSeq and is a predicted model, not a curated record. The transcript has 4 exons. Gene Ontology annotation, molecular function: RNA binding. The coding region runs from base 27 to 1091 and encodes 354 amino acids. Gene Ontology annotation, biological process: tRNA modification.
UGGUCUCACCUCAGCUGAGUGGCACUAUGGCCGACUGCGCCCAACAACCCGCCCAGGCUGGUGGGGGGAAGCGCAAAAAUAGGGCCCAGUACGUGCAGGCCAAACGAGCUCGGCGCUGCGACGGCGGCGGGCCCAGGCAGUUAGAGCCCGGGUUACAGGGCAUCCUCAUCACGUGCAACAUGAACGAGCGCAAGUGCGUGGAGGAGGCCUACAGCCUGCUCAACGAGUACGGCGACGACAUGUAUGGGCCAGAAAAGUUUAUAGACAAGGAUCCACAACCCUCUGGCAGUGAGGGAGAUGACGAUGACGCAGAGGCUGCUCUGAAGAAAGAAGUUGGUGACCUUAAGGCAUCUACGGAGAUGAGGCUGAGAAGAUUCCAGUCAGUGGAAAGUGGAGCAAAUAACGUAGUGUUCAUCAGGACACUCGGAAUAGAACCUGAGAAAUUGGUGCAUCAUAUUCUCCAGGAUAUGUAUAAAACUAAGAAGAAGAAGACCCGAGUCAUCUUGAGAAUGUUACCCAUCUCAGGCACAUGCAAAGCUUUCUUGGAAGAUAUGAAAAAAUAUGCGGAAACAUUCCUGGAACCUUGGUUUAAAGCUCCAAACAAAGGGACAUUUCAAAUUGUAUACAAAUCUCGAAAUAAUAGUCAUGUCAAUAGAGAAGAGGUUAUCAAAGAAUUAGCAGGAGUCGUGGGGAGCCUCAAUUCAGAAAAUAAAGUGGAUCUCACGAAUCCACAGUACACGGUGGUAGUAGAAAUCAUCAAAGCUGUCUGUUGCUUGAGUGUUGUGAAAGAUUACAUAUUGUUCAGAAAGUACAAUCUCCAGGAGGUGGUGAAGAGCACCAAGGACCCAUCCCAGCUCCACACAAAGCAAGGAAAUGGGAAAGAAGUAAAACUGGAAUCUGAUGACAAGUUGAAUCAGAAUGAUCCAGCAGCUAGGGAAGAUAACCAGCAGGGCGUAGCAGACAGCAGUGAGGAGCCCAGACAGACAAAUCCGACCUCAGAGACUCAGGUGGCACAUGAGGGAGGAACUAAACCUGAACCUGCCAGUCAAAUCACAGACGGACCCCAGUCAGAUACAACUGAUGUCUCAUAGGAGGUAACUGGUUGUUGGUGGUACAGUUUACAGUGAGUUCCAGGCAAAUUGUCAACUGAAAAUGUUUUUGACCUUUGUGUGCUGCAUAAUGCUAUUCUUAAAAGUAUUGAUCUCAUGCAGGAAGCCCUGCAAUAGUUCCUGUUAGAAUCUUUCAGUCCUACAUGGCAGCAUGUUAAGAUCCACAAGCUGCUGCAAGGAGGGUACUUGCUACCGAUAGGAGGAUGACUUUGGCUUCUCCUUCAUGAUUACCUCCCAGCUUCCCCUUUGACACUGCCAGCUGACCCAGGGGAGUCAACAAGCUUGCUGAAGUGAAAGAAUCUUAGGAAAAUUUAUUCAUUCUAAAGAAGCAAUUUUUGUGUUUUUGUGUACUCUUGUUCAUGUUGCAGAAGCAUAGAUUGGGUGGGUUAGAAAUGAUUUAUUUGGUGUUUUUGUAUUUGUGUUUUUCUUGUUAGAUCUAUUUUUAAUAUUUUAACAUUUCUUUGUAUAAAAAACUCCUGACAGUUCAUUGCUGCAGUUUUUGAAGGCAAGAUGUGAGGUGGAAGAGGACGAUCAUAGGCAUAGACCUACAGACAUUGCUGAUAAGGUUAGUGGUUAAGAAGUAUGGUCUUUGAGUUCAUUUAAUACACCAAUACAACCGAGAACACAAAGAAAUUCUGUACAAUGAAAGCUACCUCUCCAGGGUUUUGCAUGGACACUCCUCAUGCCAUCAUGCCUUACCUGGUGUAUUAGAGUCCAAAAUUUAGUAAUUGUCCAAACAAUUGUAAAUCACAGCCAUUUGACAAGUAAGGAUGUUAGUUAUUUUGAAUGCAUUCUGGAAUAUUAAAAGAGUAAAGCUGUU